AUGGCUUCAGUGAUGGUGGUGGAGCCGAAACCCUUACCCAAUCCCCCAGCAACCCUCCCAGCCAUCCUCCCGGAUCCCCACUCCAGCUCCGACGACGAAGACGACCUCUACAGCCGGCUGAAAUCCCUGGAACGGCAACUGGAGUUCAUCGAGAUCCAAGAAGAGUACGUGAAGGACGAGCAGAAGAAUCUGAAGCGCGAGCUCCUCCGUGCCCAGGAAGAGGUCAAGCGGAUCCAAUCUGUCCCCCUCGUCAUCGGUCAGUUCAUGGAGAUGAUUGAUCAGAACAACGGUAUUGUUGGUUCCACCACUGGCUCCAAUUACUAUGUCAGGAUUCUCAGUACCAUUAAUCGCGAGCUUUUGAAGCCCUCUGCUUCUGUUGCCUUGCACCGCCACUCCAAUGCCCUCGUUGAUGUCUUGCCUCCGGAGGCCGAUUCCAGUAUUUCGCUGCUCAGCCAGUCCGAGAAGCCUGAUGUUACCUAUAAUAUAUUUCAUAGAAAUUGA
Messenger RNA from Camellia sinensis, 501 nucleotides. Lineage: Eukaryota; Viridiplantae; Streptophyta; Magnoliopsida; Ericales; Theaceae. The record is from RefSeq and is a predicted model, not a curated record.